AUGGCUGACGAAGUCCGUCGCUCUGGCCGUGCCAACAAAGGGCACCACACGAAGAACCAGGAUGUGCUCGAGGAGCCUCUUGCGAAGCCCAAACCGAAGCCCAAACCCGACAAGAAGGGACUGACGCACGGGCAGGUCCAGGCUGCGCGCUCGCUCUCAGCACAGUCGACAGAGCAGCAGGACGAUGUCGAAGCCGAAGCCGAAGCCGAAGCCGAAGCAGAGGCCGAAGCCAUCAUUCGAUGCGUCUGUGGCGACCAGCGAGACAUUCGAGGCCGGCAGAUGAUAUGCUGUGAGAAGUGUGACGCUUGGCAGCAUGUCAAAUGCUUAGGUCUGCAAGAAGGAGACGAGUGGAAUGACGAGAACAAGAUAUACUUGUGCGAGCAAUGUCAGCCGGAGGCCCAUGCCGAUCUACUGGCAGCUAUGGCGCGGGGAGAGAAGCCAUGGAACCGGAAGAAAGGUUCGAAGCAGGCAAAACCAAAGGCUCGUCCCAGUGAUUUCAACGCUGCCAUUGAGCCAGAGAAGAGCAAGACAUCAACUCCUGCUAAAGCAACCCCACCAGUUGCUCCUCCUGCUCCUACUGCUCCUGCUACUCCCGCUACUCCAGCUCCAGUAGCCAAAGAGCCACCUGUAGAGGUAUCGAAUGGCCACACAGAACCAAAGGUGAGCAAGAGAGGACACCCGCUUCGCGUGAAUAUCGCUAAAGCGGAUUUACAGCAACCCAAGAAGGAAGCGCCCAAGAGCCAGCCACAGUCCCCUGUUGGGGAGAAGAGACGGCGGGACACAAUGGCCGAGAAAGAUGGUGGCGAUAUGACUAAGCGGCGAAAAUCAAGUGCACAACACCACAGCAAAGCAGCAGGAGAGCCAAUGAUGGCUAAGGAUGUAAAUGAUCUCACAGGGAAGCAGAAAUCGUCAGUAGAUGCGGCAAUCAAGAACAUCACCGCCUUGGUCAAGAAUGCUUCUGACUCUCGAGGCUAUCGCAUUCCUGAUGGGGAUACGCCUACCUCAGUUGCAACCCGUCUAGGAUUGCAAAUGGAUUAUGCUGCUCUUGUUCGUUACGGUGAACCAACGGACAACAAUUCUGACUAUGUCGAGAAAUUUCGGAGUAUCUUAUACAACAUUAAGAGGAACACCCUUCUUCUUGAUCGCCUCCUUUCCGGCUCCUUGACGGUCGAAGGGCUCUUUUCCAUGAGCGCCGAAGAAAUGGCCAGUGAGGAGAAACAACGGGAAUGGGCUGCUAUGCGAGAGGCGAACGAGAAGCAAAUGAUCCUCACCGAAGAGUCUGGGCCCCGGUUACGGAAGACUCACAAGGGCGAGGAGAUAGUGGGAGGGGAGGAGGACGCCCUUGAUCAAGAGUUCGUGCCAAAUGAACGCAAUCACCGCGACAGCGUCCAGGAGGAGCAGAGAAACAUCGAACCUCCAUCCCCCAAGCGUGAAGGCAGCCCAAAUCUUGUGGAGCUUCCAGAAGACAUUGAUCGACGCGCCCCAAUUGCGGUUGAUACAUCAGGAGCCCAGUCCUCAUCGAUUCGCCGACCAUCAACAAAUUUUGAUAUCAAUUCUGUGUUCGACAAGGUGCGGUCUCCUCAAAAGGAUCAGCACGCAUUCCUGCGACGUCAGAGCUCAAUCGUCGUGCCAGAGAGGCCACCGGAAGGUCCAGGAGAUGAUGCCGAUGUUGACCGGCUACUGAAGGACGACGAUAAUGAUAUUACAAUGACCGACUACAUGCCGGAUCCAACUGUGGCCUGGCAAGGAACCCUCAGCAUGCAGUCGCUGGGGCCUUUUGAGGCUGUUGCGCGCUUUGUUGCCGGUGGAGACUUUGGACAAAUCUUGCCAUGGAAGGACCUUUUAUCCCCUACAUUACCCAUUCAAGGACGUAUUGAGAGUGCGAAAGGCAAUGACUACAUAAAUGGCUUGGCAGCCGGUGCCACCCAUGAUGUUGCGGUGCUAUCGGUCACUCCUCUCAAUGAAGACGGGCGCUUGGUAAUGGACCGCCUCUUUAAUUACUUCCAUCCUAAAGACAGGUGGGGAGUGGUACCAGUGGAAAAGCUGGGUAAUGAGGCCAUGCGGGAUCUAUAUGUUAUUCCAGUGGAGGCCGGUGGCAGUAAUCUCCCACCUUUCCUUGAUAUGUUGGAAUAUUGCACGAUCGAAACACCCCGUCCGAACCAUACGAUCCUGCUCGCUCUUGUUGCCAAAUUACCGGAGAAUAUGGGCUCGCUACCUCCGACGCAGCAUUUCAAUCGCUACCCUACUGGUGAAAUUGUAGCAGGUCAACCAGCAACGCCAAUGGCUCAACAAAACGAGCCCAUUCCUCCACCAGAAACAAAUCCACAUGGUCCCGCGUUCUCGCCUGUCGGUUCAUCUUUCCCCUCAGGCCCCAACUAUGGAAGCCCGUACCCUCCGACUCAAGGCAACAACGGCUUUCCUCCUCAAGCCCCCAUGCCCAACGUGUCUCCACACCAUGCGAUUCCUAAGGCCGUGGAAAUCUUAGGCCCACACAUUGAUGCGCCGACCGUAGUCCAACUUCUUACCCAGUUUACAGGCAACGUUUCAGAGGAGAUCCUGAGGAAUUUGAAGGCGAUAUUGGACGAUGUGCCCCCAGCACGAACGGAUAUGGUCGUUUUUCAAGAGCACUUAAUGAAGAAGAGUACAGCCGGGGUCGAGCAAAAUUCUUACGGUUAG
Molecule: messenger RNA, 2676 nt
Organism: Lindgomyces ingoldianus
Lineage: Eukaryota; Fungi; Ascomycota; Dothideomycetes; Pleosporales; Lindgomycetaceae
Exons: 2
Coding region: 1-2676 (891 amino acids)
Biological process (GO): DNA-templated transcription; transcription antitermination; transcription elongation by RNA polymerase I
Cellular component (GO): nucleus
Molecular function (GO): RNA polymerase II transcription regulatory region sequence-specific DNA binding
Source: RefSeq, a predicted model, not a curated record